Molecule: messenger RNA, 1779 nt
Organism: Musca domestica (house fly)
Lineage: Eukaryota; Metazoa; Arthropoda; Insecta; Diptera; Muscidae
Product: UDP-GlcNAc:betaGal beta-1,3-N-acetylglucosaminyltransferase-like protein 1
Exons: 5
Coding region: 395-1654 (419 amino acids)
Source: RefSeq, a predicted model, not a curated record
CGGACAGACGAAGGACAUCGCUAAAUCGAUAUAGAAUUUUAUGCUGAUCAAGAAUAUAUAUAUUUUGUGGGGUCUAAAAUGUAUAUUUCGAGGUAUUACAAAUGGAAUGACAAACUUAAUAUACCUUUCACACUAUGGCGGAGGGUAUAAAAAAGAAACUGAUUUUUUUCGAAUCACACAGCAAACAGAAUAUGUUACAAUACUUCAAUGAUAUAAAAUGCAGCGAAGAAGACGAAGGGAGUAUGAUGCUCUGUGUUUUUCGGAACACAACACAAAUGACACUUCAGGUCAGAAGAGAGUAAAACAUUGUAAAUGCCAGACGCAUAUCUAUGUAUAGCUCAAAGAACAACAAACUUAUAUAGCAUAAAUUCGUGUACCGGUACAAACUUGCAAAAUGCCACAAAUUGUACAAACAAAAGACUUAAUUUCUGUAAUUAUUACGGUGUUAAAUGGUGCAAAAUGGAUUGAUGGUUGCAUGAAAUCGAUAAUUAACCAGACAGCUGUAAUAAAAUGCCAAAUAAAUACAGUAUCUGAGGCGCAGACUCCACUUGUGUCAAAAACCAUGACCUCACCAACAACAUCUUUGUUGCCCGCCAAAAAUAACAGUAACGACGAUAUGGCAUUUGUUCAAUUACCAAAGCAAGCAACAAGUAUAGUACGAGGGUCGAGUGAAUCUCAGCCGAAAGUAGUACUAUCAGUAGAAAUUUGCGUAUUCGAGGAUUGUAGCUGUGAUAAUACCUACGAUUUACUUUGUUCAUGGCAGAGAACUCUGAGGGAAAGUUAUAAAAUACCAAUGAUAAUUCUGAGGAAUAAUACUGGUCAACCUAAAGGGGUUGGCUAUGGACGCAACAGAGCCAUUGAAGCUUCCAAAGGCAAUUAUUUAUGCUUCCAGGAUAUUGAUGAUGAAAUGAUGCCGGAACGUAUUACAAAACAAUAUGCAUUGGCCAAGCAGCACAAAAACGCGAUAAUAGGAUCAAAAUUUACACGCAUACCAAAUAAUGCAACAUGUCGUUUUACCAAAUGGGCCAAUGAUCUUAGCUCUGAACAGUUAAUGAUACAAAUCUAUACAUCCAAUGGACCCACUAUAAUAAUGCCAACAUGGAUGUGUCAUCGUAUGGUUUAUAAUCAAAUCAAAGGUGGAUUUUCGGAAGAAGGACAAGGAUGUCCGGAAGAUUUGAUAUUUUUCUAUAAACAUUUGGAUAAAAAUGGCAUUAUAAAGAGAGUCGAUGAAUAUCUUUUGAAAUAUCGAUAUCACAAUGAGGCAACCACAUUUAGCGUUCAAGAAAAAACCAUCCGACACAUAAGACUAAAUCAUUUAUUGCACAACAUACUCCAAACAAAACCAUGGUCAGACGGUUUUUCCAUAUGGAAUGCUGGUAAACAAGGAAGGAAACUUUUUCGUGAACUGCCAAUGGAGCAAAAGAAAAGAGUCGCGGCAUUUUGUGAUGUUGAUAAAAACAAAAUAAAUAAAUUUUAUAAAUACUACGAUCGUCAAAGUCGUCAACAAACCUUUAGCAUUCCCAUUGUGCAUUUCAGCCAAGUGCAACCUCCAAUAAUUAUUUGUAUGAAGCUUGAUUUGACGAAUGGUGAUUUUGAGGCAAAUUUACAAAGUCUUCACAUAAAAGAGGGACAAGAUUAUAUUUUAUUUACAUAAAAGGCAUUCAACAAAAAUAAGAAUUAAAAACAAAAUUGAAUUAAAAAUGUAGUGAUAUUUAAUAUAGAGUGCAAUUUGUAAUGAGUGAUAUUCAAUAUUUGAUUUACGCAAUAAAAUAAUUUAAU